ACUAGUUGGGGAUCUGUACUGUUAUCGCGAGAUUUUGAUUUCCUGUACCGGAAGUACGACGUCCGACCGCUGUUGUUGCUCUGUUCGGCUGAGUGGUUGUGUUUGGCCAAUUGAAGACGACGAAGUUGAAUGUUUACAGCAUUUACAUCUUAGGUGCAUUCAUAUAAAGAUGUCGGAGGACCUGGUGAAGCAGCUCGGCAGCUACAAAGCUCAGCUCCAGCAAGUUGAAGUCGCCUUGUCCACCGAUCCAGACAAUGACGACCUCCGCAAACUACAGAAAGACUUGCAGGAAGUCAUCGACUUGACAAAAGACCUCCUGGCCUCACAGCCCGCUGAAGCCGCUCCCAGUACUAAUGGCGCUCCGGCGGCGCCCGCCAAGCACAUCUGGAGAGUGGGGGACAAGUGUUUGGCCGUGUGGAGUCAGGACGGACAGGUGUACGACGCCGAGAUCGAGGAGGUGGACCACGAAAACAGCACGGCCGCCGUCACCUUCACCAGCUACGGCAACGCCGAAGUGAUCCCGCUGCAGAACCUCAAGUCGCGGGAGGACGGGGGGCACCUCGACGACGACCUGCUCGGCUUAAAGUCCAAGUCCAGGAAGGAGCAGAUUGCCGAGCAGCGAGAAUACAAGAAGAAGAAAGCACAGAAGAAGGUGCAGCGAAUGAAGGAACUGGAGCAGGAACGAGAGGACCAAAAGUCCAAGUGGCAGCAGUUCAACAACAAAGCCUACUCAAAGAACAAGAAAGGACAGGUCAAGAGAAGCAUAUUUGCAUCUCCCGAAAGCGUGAACGGCAAGGUGGGCGUGGGAACAUGCGGCAUCGCAGACAAACCCAUGACUCAGUACAACGACACAUCCAAAUACAACGUCAGACAUUUAAUGCCACAGUGACCCCCGCCCCCUCCAACUCCUGUAAAUACACUUAACCCUUUCAGCGGUGCAGCCAAUAUAAUAGUCUUUUCCAUUUUGUGCGUACACAACAAGAUCCACCUCCAUCACGUGACAGAGGAAUGACCGGAACACCGUUUGAAACGUCGAUGUAGUUUUCUUCAUAUCGUGCAGGUGUGACAAAUAGAAAGUAUGUUCGGAAUGAGGUCACAGGAAGUGUGAUCCCAAGCAAAGCCCUAAUUCCACAGCUCAACACUUCCAAGAACUGCUGUGUAUUUUUAUUUUGGAUGGAAGAACAUCAAUGGCGGCGUUGAUGCUUUUCAUUUCUGUAUUUAUAACAGGAAAAUAAAAGAUCGUGUUUUGUUUUGUUUAUUUUUGGCCUUUUAUAAAUGACUGCCUGCUCGUUA
Molecule: messenger RNA, 1293 nt
Organism: Doryrhamphus excisus (bluestripe pipefish)
Lineage: Eukaryota; Metazoa; Chordata; Actinopteri; Syngnathiformes; Syngnathidae
Gene: smndc1
Product: survival motor neuron domain containing 1
Biological process (GO): mRNA processing; regulation of alternative mRNA splicing, via spliceosome
Cellular component (GO): precatalytic spliceosome; cytoplasm; nucleus
Molecular function (GO): RNA binding
Source: RefSeq, a predicted model, not a curated record